Daucus carota subsp. sativus is the source of this 2490-nucleotide messenger RNA. RefSeq names its product mannosyl-oligosaccharide 1,2-alpha-mannosidase MNS3. Gene Ontology annotation, biological process: mannose trimming involved in glycoprotein ERAD pathway; carbohydrate metabolic process. Gene Ontology annotation, molecular function: calcium ion binding; mannosyl-oligosaccharide 1,2-alpha-mannosidase activity. The transcript is spliced from 6 exons. Gene Ontology annotation, cellular component: trans-Golgi network; endosome; endoplasmic reticulum. The record is from RefSeq and is a predicted model, not a curated record. Bases 235 to 2127 code for a protein of 630 amino acids. Lineage: Eukaryota; Viridiplantae; Streptophyta; Magnoliopsida; Apiales; Apiaceae.
ACGAAGACCCCAACUUAAAUUUCAACUAUUCUCCUCAAACGGCGCGUGCUCGAAACAUGACACAUGCUCCGACAGUGUAUAUAAACGAAGACGCGACUUUUUCCCCGCAGCGCUCCCCGUGAAUCGCAAUUCUCCGUCAAUUCAAUUCCAAAUUACACACACAAACAAUACACAUACAUAUGUCAUAAUUAUUUAAUUUACAGUAACGGAUCUAAAUUGAUCAAAGCCCUCGGCAUGUCUAAUAAAUCUCUGCCGUACUCUACCAAAGAUUUACACUACGAUAACGCUAAGUUUCGCCCCCGUUCUAUUACCAAGGUGAUUUCUCAUAAUCUGAUCACUAAUAACAUGAAGCGCGACUGUAUGACAUGUAGCACCGGGAAAUUUCUCAUUCUUCUGUUGAUCUGUGGCAUGGCAUUUCUUGUGCUAUCUCAUCCAAGCUCUAUUCAUUCUGUUUCCGAUGGUCUGACGGAAGAUAUUGGUGAUUUGAAAGGAAAUGGUUCACUCUUGGAAAAUAGUAAAAGAUUAGGGUUCUGGAGAAAACCUCCAAGGCUUCCUCCUCGCUUAACACCUGAUAAAUUGAAUAACAAGAGCAAAUUUAUUCAUAGUUCUGAGAAGCUAGACACUACCGCAUCAUUUAGGCAACAAGAAGUUAAAAAAGCAUUUGUUCAUGCAUGGUCAGGAUACAAACAGUUUGCCAUGGGAUAUGAUGAACUCAUGCCAUUAAGCAAGACAGGUGUUGAUGGUUUAGGUGGUCUUGGUGCUACUGUUGUUGAUGCUUUAGACACAGCAAUGAUAAUGGGACUUGACGAUGUCGUGUUUGAGGCGGGCUCAUGGAUUGAAACCCAGCUUCCUGACAGAAUUAAUGAAAAAGGUCAAGUCAACUUGUUUGAGACUACGAUACGUGUAGUGGGUGGCCUGCUCAGUGCUUACCAUUUAAGUGGUGGAGAAGAAGGCAAGAAUUUAUAUACUAAAGGACCAAGGCCAAUUGUCUAUUUAGAAAAUGCAAGAAACUUGGCUGAUCGUCUUUUGACUGCAUUUACAGCAAGUCCAACUGCUAUUCCUUACAGUGACGUUGUUCUACGUGAUAUCAAAGCAUAUCCUGCCCCUGGUGGACUGAGUAGCACUUCAGAAGUUUCCACUUUGCAACUUGAGUUUAAUUAUCUUAGUGAUCUCACAGGUGAUCCAAAGUACGGCUUGGAAUCAAUGAAGGUUUUAGAACAUAUGAAAAACCUUCCAAAAGUUGAAGGACUGGUCCCUAUUUACAUAAGCCCUUCAUCUGGCGAAUUCAGUGGCAGUAAUAUCAGACUGGGAUCUAGGGGAGACAGCUACUACGAAUAUCUUAUUAAAGUAUGGCUUCAGCAUAGGGACAGAAACUACACAUAUUUAUAUGACAUGUAUGCAGAAGCAAUAAAAGGUGUCAAACACCUUCUUGUUCAAAAAUCUACUCCAAACGGAUUGGUCUUUGUUGGGGAGUUACCUUCUGGGUAUGGUGCUGAAUUCAGUCCAAAAAUGGACCACUUGGUUUGUUUCCUUCCUGGGACUCUUGCACUUGGUGCUACCAAAGGUAUAACGAAGGAAAAGGCUAUGAGAGAAAAUUUGCUCACUUUCGAAGACAUUGAAAACCUGAAGCUUGCAGAAGAGUUGGCAAAAACAUGCUUUGAGAUGUACUCCGUAACUGCCACUGGUCUUGCUCCAGAAAUAGCCUACUUUAGUGUGAAGGGGGACUCUGAAGAAGGUUCUGAUGGUGGAAACAAAAGUUCAAAGUAUCUACAUGACAUAAUUAUCCACCCUGCUGAUCGUCACAAUCUCUUACGUCCUGAAACUGUUGAAUCAUUGUUUGUCUUGUAUCGUAUCACAGAAGAUCAGAAAUAUCGUGAAUGGGGUUGGGAAAUAUUUGAGGCAUUUGAGAAGUAUACAAAAGUUGAUUCUGGAGGUUACACUUCUUUAGAUGAUGUUACUGUGGUUCCUCCUCGAAGAAGGGACAAGAUGGAAACCUUCUUCUUGGGUGAAACGCUGAAGUAUCUAUAUUUACUGUUUUCAGAUAACAAAACUAUUCCCUUGGAUGAGUUUGUUUUUAACACAGAAGCUCAUCCAUUGCCAAUCAGAAGUAAUGCUAAGAGGGAAUGAUAUUCUGACUGCAGCACUGGCAAUUGUACAAUUCCCAUCUUGUUGUUCCUCUAAAUGGAACCAUGUAAUGAACAUUGUUCAAUUGUUGUAUCUUAAAGCAGUAGGGAUCCUGGCCCAUUAUAUUGACAAAUAGCAUUGGGGAUAACUUCAUUUACUCAUCUACAGUGCACGACCUCAGGCUGCCUCUUAACACACUAAAAUUCCCAAUUACGGGAAAAGGUUUUGGAGUUCUUUAUACAGUACGCGUGGCGUAAUACAUCAUUGCAGUGUUGCAUGUUGAUCUUCUGUUUAUUAUAUCUGUCAGGAUAACCUUAACUAUAUUCUAGACUGUUGGUCGGAUAAGUGGAAGUUUCUUCUCAGUUU